AUGGCACCUGGUGGUGGACGAGAUUUUAACUGCACCUGGGAGCAUUGUAAUAAGUCCUUCAAUCGCAAAUCAGAUCUGUGCAGGCACUAUCGGAUACACACCAAUGAGCGACCGUAUCAUUGCACGGUCAAGGACUGCAACAAAAGCUUCAUCCAACGGAGUGCAUUGACAGUGCAUUCGCGAACGCAUACCGGAGAGAAGCCUCACGUCUGUGACCACAGAGGAUGCCACAAGGCCUUUAGUGACUCAUCGAGUCUCGCUCGUCACCGAAGGAUCCAUACUGGAAAACGGCCGUAUAUCUGCCAAGAGCCAACGUGCGAACGAGCCUUCUGCCGCAAAACGACCUUGACCAAGCACCAACACCGCUCCCACCCCCCAGGAUCCAUGACCCGACUGCCCUCGGAAGAUGCGGUUUCCGAGCACUCGUAUCAAGGGCCGGUCGCCGUUCCUGUGCCGAAUGAACAGUAUCUCUUAGCCCAGCAACCCUACUACCCUCAUACCCCGACGCCAACUCAUGAGUUUUAUCCCCACCAGAGCCUACACAUAACGCCGGUGCCCAUACAAGAACAGCCACCAAUCGUGACUCAGCACAUCCCUGUCACGUCGCCGGUUGACGUACAGCGUGCUCAGCAACACUACAUGCAGCUUGUGCAGCAACAACAGCAGCAGCAGCAGCAGCAGCAACGAUACGAUCCUGGCCGUCAGGGCUAUCUGCCACCGGAGUUCCAGCAACCAUACCAUACCCUACCCACAGCGGAAGGCCCACCGCUGAUGGUGACCAGCACUCACAGUGACUACAAGCCGCCGGCCCGCAUCCUGAACCAGCCCGAGGGGACGGACUGGGGCUUCCUGGGGGUUGGCUAAUGAGCCGACGAGUGCCUUUGCAUGAUUCGACAGCGAGUGUUUCAGACUAGGAGUUACAAUGCGUUUGUGCUUUGAGUGAUGCCCUAUCAUGACUGUCAUUUACGAGUCCUUAAUUUGGUCAGACGCCUCAUCCGCUGCUAUUCCUUUAUUUUUCUUCAUCUACGGCAUAACGCCUUUUGUGAUCUUUGCGGACUAUGAUGUUUCCUUUGGUUAAGUUGCGCCCCUCCUUCGUCAAAAGGCUGCGAAGAGGUUUUAUUUUUGUCAUAUUCUUGAUACCUUGGCAAAUGAUGCAAUUUGCUUUUUUAUACCAGCAUAGCCUAUAUGUUCGCUUUGGGUCUAAAUGAC
Messenger RNA from Aspergillus eucalypticola CBS 122712, 1209 nucleotides. Its product is annotated as putative C2H2 finger domain protein. The coding region runs from base 1 to 864 and encodes 287 amino acids. Gene Ontology annotation, cellular component: transcription regulator complex; PcG protein complex. The transcript is spliced from 4 exons. Lineage: Eukaryota; Fungi; Ascomycota; Eurotiomycetes; Eurotiales; Aspergillaceae. Gene Ontology annotation, molecular function: RNA polymerase II cis-regulatory region sequence-specific DNA binding; DNA-binding transcription factor activity, RNA polymerase II-specific. Gene Ontology annotation, biological process: regulation of transcription by RNA polymerase II. The record is from RefSeq and is a predicted model, not a curated record.